Penicillium coprophilum is the source of this 948-nucleotide messenger RNA. RefSeq names its product bZIP transcription factor atfB (gene atfB). The transcript is spliced from 2 exons. Bases 1 to 948 code for a protein of 315 amino acids. NCBI's taxonomy places the organism in Eukaryota, Fungi, Ascomycota, Eurotiomycetes, Eurotiales, Aspergillaceae. Gene Ontology annotation, molecular function: DNA-binding transcription factor activity. The record is from RefSeq and is a predicted model, not a curated record. Gene Ontology annotation, biological process: regulation of DNA-templated transcription.
AUGUCUAACCUCAAAUCUGCAAUGCCAUCAGGGCUACCAUCAGGGCUACCAUCAGGGUUACCUCCAGGCCUUUCAGAUAUCAAUCUCGGUCCAUCCCCAUUCACAGGUUCCUUCUCAGGUGAUUUCUUAGGUCUUCCAAUACCAGACGACGACCAACUCUGGGGUCUCAGCCCCGUCUCACCGAUGGCUACGGGCUGGGACAAAGACUCGGCAUUUGCCAAUUCCGCGCUCGAACGAGACCUCAAAAACGCCCAAGUCCGAAAUGGUCAACCAACUCCACCCCCAUACGACGAUCAAAGUCGGGAUCAUCUCUCUCUAGACAUGAUGGAAUCCGCCAGCAAACGACGGCGCGUGCGCGAAUACAAAACCGCCGCCGCUAGCCUCAGCCCGGACCUUGACGAUGCCCCACACGAACGCGCCAAACGGGCCAAAUUCCUCGAGCGCAAUCGUCUCGCCGCCAGCAAAUGUCCUCGAAUUCAACUUCAAGGAACAGUCCGAAAAAAGGAACAGCUCGUUGCGGAAAUUGCACGGCUGCGCUCCGAGAUCCUGGGUCUGAAGAAUGAGGUCCUGAAACAUGCGCAGUGUGGUGAUGAACCCAUCAAACUCCAUCUUGCGCAGAUGGUGAAGAAGAUCACCGAUAAAGAUGGGGCGCCGUCUGGUGGAUUACCCGAGGAAUCCCCCGUCCGGAUCCAAGAUCAGCCAUCCGUCUCCCCGCUCGAACCAACCCCAGCUGCGCCGGUGACGGCUUCUGUGCCGGUGUCUGCGCCCGCGCCCACGGCGAUGUCGUUUGGUUUCGACGAUCCUCUUCAGCUUGAGCCGGCUGCCGCGGCGGCGGCUGAGGCGUUUGAACAGCAGAUGCGGCGCGAGUCGGAGGCCUCGCUUGUCUCCGAGGGGUCUUAUUCGUUUUCGGCGGAGGAGACAUCCUUUGACGAUUUGAUCAAUGUGUGA